UCGUUUGAGUUUGUAUGCACGCAAGGUGUUCGUUUAUUUGCCCACACGAAGUUGCUGCUUAUCUAUCCCAAAAUCGAUAUGCUUCAUUAGUUAUGCUUCUCACUUUUCUUCAAGGAAUGUUUUUACUUGAGUCAAUCGUUGUUGAUCUCUGGUGCUAUCUGACUCUGACCCAGGGAAUCUGUAUCUCCAUGUUUAAGAAAAAAAACCAAUUGAAAAGAUUUACAGGAAACCUUACCAUCUCGAACAUUUAACGAAGAAUCUAGUUAUAAAUUGUGUAACUUAAGAUUUUUGCUGUAGGUUUUGGGUCGAGAAGAAUCAGUUAGGACAUGCGUUUGAUUCUCUCAAGUUCUUUCUUUUAACUGAUAAAUUUGGUUUUUGUUAGUAAAUGACCUAAUGGAAGUUUAUAGGAUUAUCAAAUUUGAGUUUUUUUUUUGGUUGCUGUUUCAAUGCAGAGACUCAUUGACGUAUGAAUGGCGUUAAGGCACUUAGGCAAGAAGGGCAUUCAAGCCUCUUUUAAAAGAGGUUUGGUUCUUCCACGAGUAGCAUCAUCUACAGAGAGGCAGAUUUCCUCGGCGGUUUUGAGAAGCGCUUCCGAAAGUGUCUCUUUUUCAUUCGCUCGGUAUAUAAAUGGCUUCUGUUUUAGCUCUCUAUCAAAUUGGUCUUCUAGUCGUGAAUCUUUCUCAACCGAAACAUCCGUAAGGUAUUUUCAUGCAAGCCGAGAAACAUUGGCAAGAAGAAAAGAGGAUCCUGAUCGUCCACUGAGUCAUCGUGAACGCAAGAAACAGACUGUGAAAACCAAAGGAAAGUUCUCGAAACGGGAGAAAAAACUGGAUACGCCACCCGUUGAAGCUCCUUAUGUGCCUCCUAGGCUGAAAAGAUUGGCAAAGGGUUUGCCUGAGAAGACAGUCGACAUAUUUGAAGGCAUGACAUUACUCGAGCUUUCCAAGCGUACUGGUGAGCCAGUGGCGGUUCUGCAGAGCAUUCUCGUCAACGUUGGGGAAUCCGUUAGUUCGGAAUUCGACACAAUCAGUGUCGAUGAAGCCGAGCUCCUUGCAAUGGAAAUCGGGAUCAAUGUUAGGAGGCAACAUACCACAGAAGGAUCAGAAAUCCUCCCACGGCCUCCGGUUGUAACAGUAAUGGGCCAUGUCGACCAUGGAAAAACCUCUUUGCUUGACGCUCUAAGAAACACAUCUGUGGCAGCUAGAGAAGCCGGUGGAAUCACUCAGCACGUGGGUGCAUUCGUCGUUGGCAUGCCGGAUUCCGGCACUUCAAUCACCUUCCUCGACACGCCGGGACACGCUGCUUUCAGUGAGAUGCGUGCUCGUGGAGCUGCUGUGACUGAUAUAGUCGUAUUGGUAGUUGCUGCAGAUGAUGGGGUAAUGCCGCAGACUCUGGAAGCUAUUGCGCACGCCAGGUCGGCGAAUGUUCCGAUUGUGGUUGCGAUUAACAAAUGCGAUAAACCAGGAGCUAAUCCGGAAAGAGUUAAGCAACAGCUCGCAGCUGAGGGGAUCGAGCUUGAGGAUAUUGGAGGAAACGUUCAGGUUGUUGAGGUUUCUGCAAUGAAGAGCACAGGGCUAGACAAACUAGAAGAAGCUCUGCUUCUCCAAGCCGUGGAUAUGGACCUUAAAGCAAGAGUGGACGGACCAGCUCAAGCAUAUGUGGUGGAGGCUCGGCUCGACAAAGGCCGUGGACCGUUGGCCACCAUUAUCGUAAAGGCCGGGACUUUACUGAGCGGUAAUCACGUAGUCAUUGGGUCUCAGUGGGGAAGACUAAGAGGUAUCAGGGACAUGAUUGGUAAGCUAACGGACCGAGCAACACCUGCGCUGCCUGUCGAGAUUGAAGGGCUUAAGGGUCUUCCGAUGGCUGGUGACGACGUCAUUGUGGUGGAAUCAGAGGAACGUGCGAAAAUGCUGAGCGAAGGGAGGAAAAGGAAAUAUGAGAAAGAUCGGUUGUUGAAAGCAGAGGAAGCGAGAUUAGCGGAAGCAGAGACAGCAGAAACAGAGUCUGGAGAAGGGUUUGUUAGGGUUGAGUUACCGAUAAUAGUGAAAUCUGACGUGCAAGGAACGGCACAGGCUGUUUCUGAUGCGCUAAGAACAUUAAAUAGCCCACAGGUUUUUGUGAACAUUGUAUAUAGCGGAGUGGGAGCAAUUUCUCAAUCUGAUUUAGACAAGGCACAAGCUUGCGGUGCGUGUAUUGUUGGGUUUAACGUCAAGGGGGGAAACUCUGUUAAUCUUUCCGCGGCUCAAGCCAGCGUCAAGGUAUUCCAUCACCGUGUGAUAUACCAUUUGCUCGAAGACAUCGGGAACUUGAUAGUAGAGAAAGCACCGGGAGUAUCGGAGCUGGAGGUGGCUGGUGAGGCCGAGGUACUUAGCAUUUUCAAGAUCUUAGGAAAGAAAAGAAGCGAAGAAGAUGGAGUGAGCAUUGCGGGUUGCAAAGUGAUGGAUGGUCGGGUAUGUAGAAGCGGGCUGAUGAGGCUUUUGCGGAGCGGUGAAGUGGUCUUUGAAGGCUCGUGUGCGUCGCUGAAACGUGAGAAACAAGACGUGGAACAGGUCGGGAAAGGGAACGACUGUGGGCUUGUGAUGGGAGAUUGGAAUGACUUUGAAGUCGGAGAUGUGAUUCAGUGCAUGGAGCCAGUCAUUAGAAAACCUAAGUUCGUUUCCUCUGAGAGUGGAGCUGUGAGAAUCGAGUGUUGAAAAUUGAUCAACCCUAAUCAAUUUUUUAAUCUUAUUGUUUAGGUAUGUUACGCUGAUGAUAUAUUUUUUGUGUGUUACAGAAGAAACUGUCAUAUUAUUUAUCAAUUUUGUUUUCUUA
Eutrema salsugineum is the source of this 2811-nucleotide messenger RNA. RefSeq names its product translation initiation factor IF-2. Gene Ontology annotation, biological process: translational initiation. NCBI's taxonomy places the organism in Eukaryota, Viridiplantae, Streptophyta, Magnoliopsida, Brassicales, Brassicaceae. The coding region runs from base 471 to 2693 and encodes 740 amino acids. Gene Ontology annotation, molecular function: translation initiation factor activity; GTP binding; GTPase activity. The transcript has 7 exons. The record is from RefSeq and is a predicted model, not a curated record.